Messenger RNA from Penaeus monodon (black tiger shrimp), 653 nucleotides. Its product is annotated as cuticle protein CP14.6-like. The coding region runs from base 60 to 518 and encodes 152 amino acids. Gene Ontology annotation, molecular function: structural constituent of chitin-based larval cuticle. Lineage: Eukaryota; Metazoa; Arthropoda; Malacostraca; Decapoda; Penaeidae. The transcript is spliced from 3 exons. Gene Ontology annotation, cellular component: chitin-based extracellular matrix. The record is from RefSeq and is a predicted model, not a curated record.
CCUAUAAAUACUUCAGCUCGCGACACAGGCUUCAGCAUAACCGAACGGAAUCAGGCAAUAUGAAGUUUGUGGUCCUCGCUCUCCUGGCCGCCGUAGCCCGCGCUGCUCCUCAGUACGAGUAUGCUGCUCCUCAGCCCCAGUACUCCUCUAAGGAAGUGGUCGCCAUCUUGAGGGACGACCGUGUGAUGGAGGACGACGGCAGGUACAACUUCGACGUUGAGACUGCCAACGGAAUCGCCGUUUCUGAGGCCGGUUCUCUCGGGGCUGUUGGAGCCAUCAACAGCGCCGGAUAUUUCGCCUACACCGCCCCCGACGGCACCCCCAUCCGCCUCCAGUUCGUGGCUGACGAGAACGGCUUCCAGCCCCAGGGCGCCCACCUGCCCGUGGCCCCCGCGUUCCCUCACCCGAUCCCUCAGUUCGUCCUCGACCAGAUCGCCUUCGCCGCCGAGGAGGACGCGAGGAAGGCUCGUGAAGGAAAGGUCUCAGCUCCUUCAACUGGCUACGGAGUUCCCCUGUAAGAUGUCUCUGACAUUUAACUGUCUCGCACAUUUUCUGAGAUUUCCCUGUAUAUGGAAUAUGGGGUCAUAUUUCUUACUAAUUCAUUUCAUCACAGUUAGUAUUUAUUAUUACUGAUAAAUAAAGAGCACCUUGAA